Messenger RNA from Dissoconium aciculare CBS 342.82, 6836 nucleotides. RefSeq lists its product as uncharacterized. The record is from RefSeq and is a predicted model, not a curated record. Bases 62 to 6718 code for a protein of 2218 amino acids. The transcript has a single exon. NCBI's taxonomy places the organism in Eukaryota, Fungi, Ascomycota, Dothideomycetes, Mycosphaerellales, Dissoconiaceae. Gene Ontology annotation, cellular component: nucleus; Cul8-RING ubiquitin ligase complex. Gene Ontology annotation, biological process: double-strand break repair via homologous recombination; replication fork processing.
ACCCCAUCCAUGUCUAUAUUCAGCAAUUUUUCAUAAUUGAGAAUAAUGCCAACGGAGUCAAAUGAAGUCUUGGCAGGCUCGUGGCGAGGUGCAAGAUUCCGACGAUGAAAACCUCCACGUGCAGCCUGAUGUGUUCGCGGAUUCAGAUCGACCGCGCAAACGAAUCAAAUAUGACCAUUCGAGAAUCACCGGAGCUUCAGAUGAUGACACAAGUGAAGAUGAGCUCGCCUGGACGGCGCCAAAAUUGGCUGCCAAGCUGUACGGCCAGAAUACGUCGAACGCCCAAAACUCAAUUAGAUCACUGGAGACUGGCAAUACCAAUUCUAUAUUUCUGCUCAGCAGAGAGAGAAAUGACAGCCAGAACGACGAUCAAAAUGGAGUCGAUAAUUCUGCCAAGGCAGAUCAACGACCCGCUACACCUAAGGCUGGAAGAGCUAAUCCCUCGCCCGAGCACUCUCAGUCAACUCCCCUCAGCGUCUUGAGCGUUUUAGACAUGAUGUCGUCGCCUCUGAGCGAACCGGAGAAUUCUCCCGUGGCGCCGAUCGGUUUUGUUCUUCUAUCUCCGUCGCCGCAAAGGGACAGUGCGGGCCUGCCCAGAAUUCAUUUCGAGCGCAGUAAUCCCACCGAAGCUAGCGCAAACGCCGACAAUCCACGAUUGUGGAUGUACGAUAGACGGCGAAAUCUGCGUGCGCGGCAGGAGAAGCAGCUGCAUCCAUACAUGUACGACAAGGCUCAAUAUCAGAAGCAAUGCCGGGAGACCGGAAUCAGGCCCGUUCGUCUGGAAGAACAACAUUCGGCUAAGCCAGAGACCCAGGAUCAGGCUGCGCCAAGCAGCUCCUGUGGCAGUAAUGUGCCGAGCAGUCGGUCCAGUAGCCAAGACGACUCUUUCUCGGGGCUGGAGGCGAGCCAUGAUAGCCUCACUUUUGACGCUUUACCAAAUCUCGCCAGUGUCGGUCCGGGUCUCGGAUAUUUCGAUGACGCUCAGCCAUCCUCGGACUCAGAAGAGCGAACACAUAGUCUUCCCAGAGCUGCAAGACCGGGCGCCCUACCUCGACUGGGACGUAUAGAGCAAAGACUUGAUUUCGCCGUUGACCCAGCUUCUAUAAUGCAAGCACCUUUGUCGCCUUCGGAGACUUCUGACGAUCCGGAAGACCAUGGAAAGUCAUCAGGCCUGCGGCCAGAGAGACGAAUCUCUAAAAGAGGUUUCAGACUUCCGCCUCAACGGGCUGUGACUUCGCUACCUACUCCAGACGUGUCUUCUUCCGCCAAGCCACCCUCCCGAGUUAUCGUAUCAAGCGCUUCAACAUCUCCAGAGCCUAUAGGGGCUAGUCGCUUGGCUACUUCGACUGUCGAUAUAUCAUCUGAGGAAUCAUCGUCCGACGAGCACACCGAUGUUGGUGUCGAGAUCGAGAUGAUCAACUUGCAACGUGAAAGGAAAAGAAUAAAGGGAGUUCUUCCAGCUUCUUGGCUGAGAAUUGAUCUGCAAAGUCGAAAAGCUGAACAGCAAGGCGUGCCGAUGAUGAACAACGAUAGAACGACCCGAAUGCCCACUCCUCAGAAGGGAGUCGCCCGCAGGCUAAUGAACAAAGAAGCAAGGCUCCACGAUGACUCAGUGUCUAUAACGAUAUCUGAUGGCAAUUCGUCUGACUCGGAAAUCAUCGAGCGAGACGAAGCGCCACCGAGAAUGCAGCAAACUACUCUGGUGAUGGGAGGGAUUGACAUGCAACCAAGACUAUCACGCGCAGUAGACGACGAGAUCAUUGAAAAUGAUUGGAUCGACCCCAUGCUCCUUAGCGGAACCUCACGACAGCGCAUACGGAAGAAGCCCUUCAAUCGGCAGCCACGCAUCUCGGACAUGUUCGCACAUUCGACCCACGAUCAAAAUUUACUCUCCGAGGAGCGCACUGCCAAAGGUGGCGCGAGAAAGCAUGCCGCUGGGCGGCGUCUGCCGACAAAAACAUCAGGGAGGUCUCAGGUCAAACCGCCAUUACGAGCCCGGAAAAACAUCAAUCUGAGCAUCGUGGACGCGCCUGACCCUGAUGACGGUAUCAGAGCGCUCCCUCAAUUUGUGCGACUUGCUCGACGUCAGGCUCGGAAACAACACGACCUUGGCAGGCAGUCUCCAACUGGGAAAUCACUAAGGCUCGCCACGUCAAGUGAGACUACAGAAGCUUUGGCUACGCUCACUGCAUGGCGCAAAGGCUCGAUUGCUGCUCGUAGAUUAACACCGCAACAAGAUCUCACACGUACGCCUUCAAUUCCGGCAAGGAGCAGGAGUCGCGCCCUGGCUAGGGUACCUCUAUCGAGAGUCUCUUAUAAUGCGAUCCGUUUUCCUGCCAACUAUUCUCAUAGCUCUUCGGCGAAGGAGCAGGACGAUGUCGACUUGAUGCAUGCCCGUCUCCAGGCCGAGUCUCCUCAUUCGCAAGGGAUGGCCACCGAUUUGAACACCCCGUGUCGACGUGAGCCGCCGAGACUCUCAACAAAACCGUUACCAGUAUCUCGUUCUCGCGUGCCAUUACGACCUAAACAGCAGAAUCUGCGAGCAGCUCAACUAGAAACGCUGGAAAGUGCGUUUGACGCCGCACAUAGGACUGCAGCCUUCGAGCGACGGAUCCGCGCCUUGACCAACCAUGGCGCAUCCGCAAUUCAACCGCUCGCCUCGCACGGCGUCUCACUUACAAGGUUUUUGCAGGAAGCAUCUGGGUCGGAGGUCGUACCUCCAGCACCCAACGUCGAGCGUGAAGUGGUUCCGGAGAAGCCGACUGCCCAUCACAAAGUCCGACGCAGGUCGCGCAAAUUCGUGGCUCAGAGACUCGAUGCAGAAGCGCGCCGUUAUCGUCAACCUGACGCAGUCUUGCCUGAGGACAGUCCCGAUGUUGGCGUUACUGAGCGGAGCCAGAUCGAGCCAACUGCCGAGCACGUUCUUUCUGAUCUUUUACCCGCGGGCGCGAGAUACUCGCUCGAUUUUGACAUCUUCCCGUUGCAUGUGGGCACCUUCUUCCACGAAAGCACCUUCAUUGGGAGUGGUGAUUUCAAGGCUGCGCUCGAAAUCAGUGACAAUGGAGCUGGACGGGGCUCGGGAACUGUGCGAAUGACAAUUCAGAAUGACACAUUCUUAUGGGGAGCAUGGAAUGAGGAUGUCGCGUCUGGAUUCGCUAAGAUUCCUCCGACCAUAUCGUCUAUGUUCUCAGCCGUUCAGUCCUUUGAUAACAGUGCAGACUAUGCAAACAGCGUCGCGCACACGAGUCACCGCAUAGACUCCUUGCUUCGACCUGUUUUACUAUAUCUAUCCAAGGCUCUCCAUUUCUUGGACCCUCUAGAUCGAGUUGCCUGUGUACAAGAGGUGCAGCAUCUUUGUUCCAACCUGCUCGAAGUCGCUAUGGAGACUCAAGUCGACUUGUCAACCAGGAAAGAUCCAGAACUUCGGAUAUUGCAAUUCGCCGCCGUGCUCGCUUAUCAAGCACAUUCCAUAUGCCAAGACCCCGUAUGUGGAUCUGCCCUCUUGCAAAGGUGCAGCCAGAACCUAGAGAAGUGCAUUGCAUUCUUGGCUUCUAGUGCUUUCAAAACUAGUCUAGAACCUGUGCGCGAUUUGUAUGACGAAUUCAGGCACACGAUCAAUCGCGAGCAGGGGGUCAAAGACCAAGCCAGCAUGUUCAGCUGCAUCGUGGUGAUGAACCAGAUUGUACGUCACACAGACAAUCUCGCAACCCGGUUCUGGAGCCUGAUGCCCCCUACCUUGUUACCGGGCUUGCGACCUGGUCCCCGAAUGGCCGAGCUGGAAAAAAGUUGGUACGACAUCUUCACUGUUCUGCCUGCGUUAGAGAUUGACAGCGCUGGAGUGGCUCGCGUCGGCUCUAGGCUCCAAAGAGCGGAGGAAGAUUGGAGCGCCAUCGGUAAAUUGAUCAGAAAUGUGCUCGAGCUAUACGAGGGCUCCUGUCGCAUCCCGGGAUCUAGCCUGAACGAUUACAUUCGAACGAUCCUAUCAAGAUGUUCACUGCUUAUCAGCCGCUGGGGAUGGCGCAAAAGCGAGAGUGUUUUGGGCAUCAUAUAUGAUUUCUUUGCUCGCCGAAAAUUCUCUCUGCUACACAAUGAGGACAGUCGAGGAUCACCAAAAUUUCUGGAGAGGUUGCACACACAGCCCUCGCUCGAAAUUUCUACAGACGACCGAUCGUUCCACAUAUUCUUGAAGCUAAUCGCCACAAGCUUGCUGUCGAUGCGCAAGUAUCAUGUUUACGAUGACCGGAGGAUUGGUGCGAUUGCAUGGCGAUUCAUUCCUAACCAUCAGCGAACGUUUCUGAAAGAUGCCGACUUGCAGCAAUCGGACCUGGAUUCUCUGCGUAAUCACUGCGACCUGCUUUGCACCUUAUACUAUGCCUCACCUCCGGCGAACAGAGUCUCUAUUGAAGUUCUUCAAGGCAUUGUUGACCACGCCAACUCGCAUCUAGAAGCAUGCCGUCUGAGUGUCCGGACUUGGGCAAAUGUGACCACCUUUCAGGCAUCUACCUCGGAGUCAAUUCAAGUUCUUGAUCCCCUGCUUAAAUGGCUCGACGCCAUCAUUUCCGCCACAAUUGUUCAAUAUCAUCUCGCUAGAUCCGAAGUCGAAGUCGCGGUCAAUAAUGCCGAAGGAAAUGUUCUCAUGGGAAAUGCUUACCGAGAGAGCGUUAUAGCCAAGAACCAAGCCAGGCUGGGAAGCAUCCUGAUUGAAGCUUUAGUUGGUGUACAAAGAGCCUUGCGUUCUUCGUCCAGCGUAAAAGUGGCUGAGUGUCUUAUUAUGCGCGCUCCUUUGCCAAAGAUUCUCGAACUGUUUGAUCCCGCUCAGCGAAGAUUGCUGCCCGUGCUCAGUGAAGUCAUCACCACCAUCAAUGCCUUUCUUGAUGUAUACAAGGACACACGCCAGAUUUUGAUGGAAGAAACUCAGAGCGACGAUAGCCAAGACUUCGGAGAUCUCGGUGCUCUUCACGAGCUGAUUGCAACAGAAAGCUUCCUUGAGUCAGACGGUCUCGAUGCCGUGGAUGCGAUCUACAGAAUGACCAGCCAAUUUGUGUCAAACGUCAUCGGUGCUGACAUGGCCAGUGACGACGAACUUCUGCAAAAGAUUCUCGACGCGUGGCUUCGGAUGGGCGAUGCGCGGGUGCCGGGGCACAUACUUCGAAGACCAAACUACAUGAGCCAAUACAGUAAUCUAGGGUGGAACCAGAUGCGUGAAACAGCGCAGAAACGCAAAUUUACCCCGUACAUCAUUGCGCGUUUUGUCGAGAUAGCUGAGCACGACCAGGAAGCAAAGUGGCCGAUCUUCACAAGCUGGCUCGUAUCUUUGGUGCAGCGUGAGGCAACGCUUAAGUUCCAGCACGUUCUCACGUCAUCUCUAUUGAAUUGCUGGAGCACAGAACCACUACUGCAGAAUUUGCCAUUCUACAAGGAUGCUCAGGACGACAAGUUCAAAGUCACAUUGGUUGUGCUGCGCGAGCGAAGGCUGCUUCUGAUCUCCGCCGUUCUCUCCAACAUCAGAGAGUCAUUCGACGACACGGUCUCGGAGAAUCCGCGAGGGGUUCAAGAAAUCCGCGCGAGAUAUGCUGCUAUUCUGGGCGACGUGAUGCAAGCCAUGAAGACCAAUUACCAAGAUCUUCAAACAUCGGACCGGACUGCUGUGGCAGCUGUCGACGUGCAAGGAGCAUAUGUCGAGUUUGUGCACCAUGUCGUUUCGUUCCUACAGCAGUAUAUUCUGGACAUUUGUACUAUCGACAGAUUCUUCACGGACUCUGCGGCGUUCCCGCUCCCUGCAGCUGAUCCUACAUAUGUCGUCGGUAGGUUGAGAAGCUACAUUCCAAAGCUGAAUCAGGCCAGAACGAGGAAGCAGCUUGUGAUCUUCCUUCAUUCUGUCAGCGAGAGAGCUGCUAUUGAGGGUCAUCAAGUCUACCUCAUCAAUCAGAUAUCUUCAUCGAUGUUUGGCAUUCCUGAGCGAGGGAGCAAAAGUACGCCCAGCCUGCGGCAUAUCUUCUUGUCUUCUAUCCUGCCUGCAUAUAUCGAAAACUGUCUGAUCAGCGAGAGCGGGUGGGUGUUCACGAUGCCUAUUCUCCGAGCAUGUCAGGGGGUGCUGAAAGAUCUUUACUAUCACGUGCGCCUAGAAGAGCCUGCGAGCAUGUCGGCUGCCGAUGAGAUGCUCACAUCAGUGCUGCAAAGCAUGACUAGUCAACUUAACGUCAUUCUAUCACAGCCGGAUCGGCUGGCGAAGCAGCACGUGCUCGCAGUAGUCUCGGCCAUGCUCGACAUCAGUAUCUCCUGCCUGCCACUCACUUCAUUCAUCGAGCCUGUCUCGAGCAGCGCGAAUCAAAAUCGAAUCUGGGACUACUUCGAGGCUAUUUCCGCGAUAACAAAUUUCAUGCAAAUGCAAAUGGACGGAGAUGUGGACGAAUUUGAUGUACCACCCGUGUUGACGCACCCGCGCGUCCUUUGCCCGUGGCCUGAUACGAAGGCCUACACAGAACAGCAGAUCAUACAAGCGAACACGGACUGUUUCAACCAAGAUGGGCGAUACAUGAUUCGCAAGGGCACUGUGCUGAAGGAAAUGCACGUGGAGACGCUGGACUCCGCGAGCGAGCAGGGCAAAUUCCGUCGCACACUUGAUGUAUUCCGGACGACGCUGGCUCGAGCCAAAAGAGAGUGGAGGGUACACGACGCUGAAGCGCAGAAUGUUUUUCUACAUGGCCUGGUGGUGUGAGAUCACAGUCCAGAGGUACUUACUGUAUAGUCUUUAAUGAUAGUUCUGGAACGCUGUGCCCUUUGAAAAUGCAGCAAUAACGCGUUCGUUUCGAGCAUGUGCGAAAUAGACAUUGACA